AUAGUUUCAAUAUGGUCGACAUCAUGGGUGACGACGUGGUGAAUAACGUGCAAAAUUUGAGUUUAAAGGAUGAAAAGGCAUGAAUACGAUUUUCAUUUGAUACAACUUUUAUCAAUUUUAUUUGUAGCGUUAAAGUAUGUUGUCAAACUUACGUACUUGCAGUUCUAGAAGCAUUUACAAUGCUUAUAAGCGGAAAUAUGUUUCUAGGGUUGGUUAUAAAACAAAAUUAAAGAAAAAGAAUGCUGCCGACGAUGAAAAUUCGGUAUCCGAAUUGAAACCAUGGCCCAGUUAUAUACAGGAUCGUAUUGUAUUGUGGGACAGACUAAAAGCAGCAUAUGAGGCUUCAUUAGCUGAAAAGCCAGUUACUGAUAUAAAAAUAACACUUCCUGAUGGUAAGGAAGUUAUUGGUCAAUCUUGGCGUACAUCGCCAUAUGAAGUUGCAAGAAGCAUUAGUCAAGGUCUGGCAGACAGUACAGUUAUUGCAAAAGUCAAUAAUGAAUUAUGGGAUCUAGACAGACCUUUGGAAUCCGAUUGUAACCUUGAACUUCUAAAGUUCGAUCAUCCUGAUGGUCAGCAAGUCUUUUGGCAUUCUAGUGCACAUAUUUUAGGAGAAGCUAUGGAAAGGGUAUAUGGUGGAUGCUUGUGUUAUGGUCCGCCGAUCGAAAACGGAUUUUAUUACGACAUGUAUCUGGGUGAGAAAGGGAUCUCAAAUUUGGACUUUCCUUUCUUGGAAAGUCUCUAUAAAACUAUAAUUAAAGAGAAACAGCCUUUCGAGAGACUAGAAAUGACAAAGGAAGAACUAUUAGAGAUGUUUAAAUAUAAUGAAUUUAAGAUUCGAAUUAUUAAUGAAAAAGUAAAUACGCCUACUACUACAGUGUACAGGUGCGGACCAUUAAUUGAUUUGUGCAGAGGUCCGCACAUUAAGCAUACAGGAAAAGUUAAAGCUAUUAAAGUUACCAAAAACUCUUCCACUUAUUGGGAAGGAAAUGCCAAUGCAGAAUCUCUGCAGAGACUGUAUGGUAUCAGUUUUCCAGAUACCAAACAAUUAAAAGAAUGGGAGAAGUUUCAGGAAGAGGCUGCUAAAAGAGAUCACCGAAAAAUAGGAAAAGAACAGGAACUGUUUUUCUUCCACGAACUUUCUCCGGGUUCGUGUUUCUUUCAACCACGCGGAGCAUAUAUCUAUAACACCCUGAUCGAAUUUAUUCGUUCUGAGUACAGAAAGCGAGGCUUCCAAGAAGUAGUCACACCUAACAUUUUUAAUAGUAAAUUGUGGCAAACGUCUGGCCAUUGGGCGCAUUACGCGGAAAAUAUGUUCUCAUUCGAUGUUGAAAGGGAAACUUUUGCGCUAAAGCCGAUGAACUGUCCCGGUCAUUGUAUGAUAUUCGAUGUUCGUAACAGAUCGUGGCGCGAAUUGCCACUGAGACUGGCUGAUUUUGGCGUAUUGCAUAGAAAUGAAGCAUCUGGUGCGUUAACUGGACUUACCAGAGUGAGACGUUUUCAACAAGAUGAUGCGCAUAUAUUCUGUUCGCCCGACCACAUUAAAGAAGAAAUAACUGGAGCUCUCGAUUUUCUGCGACACGUGUACACCGUUUUCGGAUUCACGUUUAAUCUAUGCCUGUCUACGAGACCUGAAAAAUAUAUGGGAGAUAUAAGUAUGUGGAAUGAAGCCGAAAAGGCAUUAGAGGACAGUUUGAACGCGUUCGGAGAACCGUGGAAACUAAAUCCUGCAGACGGUGCAUUUUAUGGUCCGAAAAUUGAUAUAACGAUUAUGGAUGCAUUAAAAAGACAUCACCAAUGCGCAACCAUUCAGUUGGACUUCCAACUACCAAUUAGGUUCAAUUUAUCAUACAUUAACGAAUACGGGGAAAAAACGAGGCCUGUAAUCAUUCACAGAGCUAUUUUUGGCUCUGUAGAAAGGAUGAUUGCUAUUUUAACUGAAUCUUAUGCCGGAAAGUGGCCAUUUUGGUUGUCUCCGCGACAAACAAUGGUCAUUCCGGUAAGUUCUCAGUUCGACGAUUAUGCUUUCCAAGUGAAAGACAAACUUUGGGACGCUGGAUUUAUGGUAGAGGUUGAUACAGAUCCAAGCGAUACUUUAAACAAAAAAAUACGAAAUGCGCAACUGGCACAAUUCAACUUCAUCCUUGUCGUCGGAGAGAAGGAAGUUAAUGCUGGCACGGUAAAUGUGCGUACCAGAGAUAAUGUAGUACACGGAGAAGUUGGUGUUGAAAAUUUGAUUGAAAAAUUUAAAUUAUUCAAAGAAAGGAAGGACAAAAAUUGCGAGGAAAAGUUUUAAAUAAAUUUUUCGAACGAACAGAACAUUUAUUUAUUUAUUUAUAGUCGGUAAUUCCGAUAUUAUCAAUUGCAAUACUAAAACGAAGGAAUUUAAACAUAUUUUAAAUGUACUAAAAAAAAUGCACAUGAAGAUAUUUAAUUAAAAUGCCGCGUUAAGAAAAUCUCCAGUUUUUAGAAAAAUCGUACAAACAGU
Molecule: messenger RNA, 2485 nt
Organism: Colletes gigas
Lineage: Eukaryota; Metazoa; Arthropoda; Insecta; Hymenoptera; Colletidae
Gene: ThrRS
Product: threonine--tRNA ligase 1, cytoplasmic
Exons: 5
Coding region: 137-2293 (718 amino acids)
Biological process (GO): threonyl-tRNA aminoacylation
Cellular component (GO): cytoplasm
Molecular function (GO): threonine-tRNA ligase activity; ATP binding
Source: RefSeq, a predicted model, not a curated record